AUGUAUUCUAAGACUUUCUUUGUUGCAGCGGUCCUUUCGGGACUUGUCGUUUCGGGCCCCUUGCCCGGCUCUUCCGAGCUGCAGUCGAGAGAACCCGGAAAGAAUGUUGCCAUCACCGAUGCUGAAUGGGCGCGACUCAAGGGUGCAGGCCUCAAAGCUCGCGAAUCGUCCGCGCUGGCCGGUCGCACCCCAGCCUCAAAGCACAAUGUGCCCAUCACUGAUGACGAGUACGAAGCACUGAAAGCCGGCGGCCUAAUGGCACGAGAUGACAACGAGAGCGGGCUUCAAGCGCGCGACAAGGUCAUGAACUGCGGCCACUUGGUCACUGGCGAAGGCGGCAGCAAUGGCCACGGCAAGUGGAUUCCAGUCGGUGCUUUCGGCGAGGCAGUAUCGACUUUCUGUAACGCGUAUGUCGGCACAGACAUUGAAAAGGGACACGAGACAUCAGAUACCUACCCCAUCAAGCUCACUAACCAGAAGAAUGACAAGAUCAAUGGCCCAGACGGAAAGCUCACAUUUGCCAUCUACAAUACAGAGAAGAGUGGUACAUAUGCAGUAGACUAUGCCACCUGUGCCAGGGCUAUGAAGGCACCUCUAGGAAACCACAUAUCCAAGAGAGGUGAGGAUGGGGAGGAAUAUGUCUACCUCGGCAAGCGAGACAACUGCUACGGAAAGAAGCACAAGGACUACGAGGGAGGCUACUACAAGGUCGAUGGUAUUGGAGCAUUUGGAUCUGAGGUCUAUGCGGCCUAA
Messenger RNA from Neoarthrinium moseri, 753 nucleotides. RefSeq lists its product as uncharacterized. The transcript is spliced from 2 exons. NCBI's taxonomy places the organism in Eukaryota, Fungi, Ascomycota, Sordariomycetes, Amphisphaeriales, Apiosporaceae. The record is from RefSeq and is a predicted model, not a curated record. The coding region runs from base 1 to 753 and encodes 250 amino acids.